Molecule: messenger RNA, 5574 nt
Organism: Homalodisca vitripennis (glassy-winged sharpshooter)
Lineage: Eukaryota; Metazoa; Arthropoda; Insecta; Hemiptera; Cicadellidae
Product: multidrug resistance-associated protein 1-like
Exons: 31
Coding region: 228-4742 (1504 amino acids)
Biological process (GO): transmembrane transport
Cellular component (GO): membrane
Molecular function (GO): ATP hydrolysis activity; ATP binding; ABC-type transporter activity
Source: RefSeq, a predicted model, not a curated record
CCGCCAGUGCCGUACGUUAUAAUCCCACAGCUGAUAACCGCGACGCGUAUUGGUUUUAUUCGGAUUUCAGACCCCAAUUUAUUUUCAUUUUACGUUUUUAUUUCAGUAUUGUAUUGUUUAGUUUUACGAUUUUGUCACAAAUUGUACGUCUAGCGUUCUCUCAUCUCGUUUUACUUUUCAGUCAUAAACUGGAUACUUUUUAUAACCUGUAGUUUCUAAAUUAAUUCAUGUUUUCUGAUGAGGAUGGAUUUUGCAAUUCUAGUUUUUGGGACUCCACCAUCUCCUGGGAUACAGACAAUCCUCGACUCCCCUUGUGUUUUGAGAAGACAGCUCUGGUGUGGGGUCCAUGUCUGCUGCUCUGGCUGCUCACACCUCUCGAGCUGUUUGUUAUAUUCCGCAGCAAGUGUAGAGAUGUGCCUUGGGGAUUCACAAACACUACAAAACUGUGUUUCAACUUAGUACUUAUCACACUGAGUGUUACCAGCUUCGUCUGGUCACUGACCCUGAGUAUGGCAGGAGAAAAGGUUUACCCUGUUGAUCUGUGGACUCCUGCUGUAACUUCUGCUACUUUUUUGUUGACGUUGGUACUACUUAUUUGGGACAUGCAAAGAGGACUCCAGUCUUCAGCAGUUCUGUUCUUGUUUUGGCUAAUUUUAAGUAUGGCUGGCCUCGCACAAUUCUCCACCGAAUUUAAAGACGCAGAGUAUGAUGAUUCAGGAGAAAGUGUAUCCACGUGUCUACUUUACAUAUUUCAGUACCUUCUUGUGGUUUUAAUGUUUCUACUGAACAUAUUUGCUGAUCCACCGCCAAAAGUAACCAACUAUCCAAAAAGCCAGAAACUAUGUCCAGAAGUACAAGCCUCAUUUCCUUCAAGAAUGAUUUUUGGAUGGUUUGAUCAGCUGAUAUGGAAGGGUUAUAAGAAAUCUUUGAAUGUUGCCGAUCUAUGGGACUUACGUUAUCAGGACACUUCAGCUCAGAUAGUAAGACGAUUUGAGAGAAGCUGGACAAAGUAUUAUGGUGAAGAUACUGAGGCUGAUAGCAGUAAAUUGUACAAGAAAUUUAAAUCAUAUGGAACACUGAAAAAUACAAGUAGUGUAAAGAAGAAGAAAGUCACUAUUCUAUGGCCUACCUGGGGGACUUUUUGGGGCCCAAUCAUUUCUUCAGGAGCAAUUAAGAUCGUAGUAGAUAUCAUAUCGUUUGCUAAUCCACAGAUUUUAAAGUUGAUGAUCCAAUUUGUAGACAGCAAGGAGUAUAUGUGGAGAGGGUUUGCCUACGCAAUCAGCAUGUUCAUUUGUGCAGAAUUGCAAUCUAUAUUUUUCCAUCAGCACCUGAUUGCUAUGUACAGGAUUGGUCUCAACUGGAGGACGGCAAUCACGUUUGCUGUUUAUAAGAAGUCUCUGCGUAUCUCCAAUGCAGCCCGCAAGAGGUACACAAUGGGAGAAGUGGUAAAUAUGAUGGCUGUGGAUGCUCAGCGAUGUAAUGACUUUGCAUUUUACUUUCACUUUACGUGGACCACUCCGUUCAUCAUCCUUGCUGCUCUUUAUUUCCUCUGGCAGAUGCUCGGUCCAGCAGCAUUAGCCGGACUGUCCGUCAUGCUCAUCAUCAUUCCAAUAAAUGCUCUUAUAGCGAAGAAAGUAAAACUCCUGCAGAUGGAACAGAUGACAUAUAAGGAUGAAAGAGUCAAACAGAUGAAUGAAGUAUUGACUGGAAUCAAGGUAUUAAAGCUCUAUGCCUGGGAUCCAAGUUUCAGGAACCAAAUUCUUAAGAUAAGAGAGAAGGAGAUUAGAGUGUUAAAAUCAGCUGCAAUGUGGAAUGCUUCCAUCUCCUUCUUAUGGCUCUGUUCUUCAUUCCUGGUGUCUCUUGUUACUUUUGCAGUAUUUGUGAUGAUCGAUGAGCGCAACGUUCUCACCCCAGAAAUUGCGUUUGUGGCGACUGCACUGUUCAAUAUCAUGAGGGCGGCCAUUGGCGUGAUUCCCUUAUCGGUGAAUGCUAUGCUUCAGUUUCUGGUGUCUUAUAGAAGAAUAGAUGAGUUUAUGAAUGCUGAAGAGUUGGAUUUAAAUUCGGUAUCCCACGAUGAAAGUAAACGUGACCCAUUAAUCAUGGAAGGUGGAACAUUUUCUUGGGGAACAGCAAAUGUAGAAAGGCCUGUUUUGUGCAACAUUACACUCAAGAUACAACCAGGACAGUUGGUAGCAGUGGUGGGAGCUGUCGGCUCUGGCAAGAGUUCCCUCAUCUCUGCCUUCUUGGGUGAAAUGAACAAGAUCUCUGGAUAUGUUAACACUAAGGGUAGAAUAGCGUAUGUGCCUCAGCAAGCAUGGAUACAAAAUGCUACAUUGAAAGAUAACAUUUUGUUUGGCAGUAGCUUCAACAACAAAAAAUACAUUAAUACUGUAGAAGCCUGUGCUCUUACACAAGAUCUUGAUAUGCUGCCUGGUGGUGAUUCAACUGAAAUAGGAGAAAAGGGUAUCAAUCUGAGUGGAGGCCAAAAGCAGAGAGUGAGUCUGGCUCGAGCCGUGUAUAGUAAUGCGGAUAUUUACCUACUGGAUGAUCCUCUCAGUGCUGUGGACGCUCAGGUUGGCAAACACAUUUUCGAGAAUGUCAUUGGCCCCGAAGGAGAACUGAGAAAAAAGACUAGAAUUUUGGUGACUCAUGGAGUAACAUUCCUGAGCCAAGUGGACAAGAUCAUAGUGUUGAAAGGAGGUGAAAUUACAGAGGAAGGGACAUUUAAAGAACUUAUGGCCAAGAAAGGGGAAUUCUCUGCCUUUUUAGAGCAACACAUCAAAGUUACUGAUGACCCUGGACUACAAUCAGAAAUUGAAGAUAUCCUUGAUGAUGACACUGAUAAACUGAUCUUUAGAGAAAAUAUUGAACAUAGUAAAACUGAGUCUACAAGAUCAUCAACUUCUUCACUUAGUAGCCAGUUGACUGAGGACUCUGAUGAUGACUUGGAAUGUACUUCUUACAUUGAUAGAUUGAUUCAAGCUGAGAAAACUGAAACUGGCAGUGUGAAGUGGAGCGUUUACACUCACUACCUGAAGUCUGCAGGUAUACUGCUCUGUGUAGCCACAGUGGGGUUCAUGGCUCUGUUUCAAGCUUUCUCAGUGUUGUCCAGCAUUUGGCUGUCUGACUGGACCAAUGACAAGGCGGCAGCUGUAGACGGAGUUCAGGUUCCAGAAAAACGCAGCUUUUAUUUAGAGAUCUACUCACUGUAUGGAGUUGGCCAAGUUGUCGCUGUUUUGGCUAGUGCCUAUACUCUAGCCCUCGCUACAGUCCUGGCUUCACAACACCUUCACCUGUCAAUGCUAACCAAUGUGCUUCGUUCACCGAUGAGCUUCUUUGAUACCACUCCAACAGGAAGAAUUGUCAAUCGAUUUGGAAAAGACAUUGAAGUUGUUGACAACACGCUGCCUUUCUCAGUCAAUAACGCUUUGUCGAUGUCUGCCAAUGUUGUAGGAACACUAGUGGUCAUCACCUGGUCAACUCCAGCUUUUGCUUCUGUCAUUGUUCCUGUUGGAUUGCUUUACUAUUUAUUACAGAAGUUUUAUGUUGCAACUUCUCGUCAACUAAAGAGAAUAGAGGCUGUAUCUCGAUCUCCUGUAUUCUCCCACUUUAGUGAGACUGUUACUGGUGCUUCAUCGAUCAGAGCAUAUGGGGUUGAAAACCAUUUUAUCAAAACAGCAGAAGAUAGAGUGGAUGCCAAUCAAGUCUGCUACUACCCCAGCUUGGUCUCAAACAGAUGGCUCGGUAUCCGGUUAGAGACAAUAGGCAAUAUUAUAAUUUUCUUUGCAGCUUUAUUUGCUGUUUUGGAAAGAGAUACAUUGGAUCCUGGAAUUGUUGGUCUCUCCAUUAGUUAUGCUUUACAGAUUACAGGGGUGCUGAACUUUGCAGUACGGAUGGCCACAGAUAUUGAGACAAACAUUGUCUCAGUCGAGAGGAUUAAAGAGUACUCUGAAAUUCCUCAGGAAGGAGCAUGGGAAGUUCAGCCCCGACCUGACCCAAAGUGGCCAGUUCAUGGUACUGUCGAGUUCAAGGACUUCCAAGUACGUUAUCGAGCGGGCCUGGAAUUGGUGCUGAGAGGUGUCUCCUUUGUCAUCAAGGGCCAAGAAAAGAUUGGUAUAGUUGGUCGAACUGGAGCAGGCAAGUCCUCUCUCACUUUGAGUCUGUUCCGUAUAAUAGAAGCUGCUGGGGGACAUAUUUACAUUGAUGGUCUGGACAUCUCCAAGAUUGGACUGGGAGAUCUCAGGUCCAGGCUUACCAUCAUUCCUCAGGAUCCAGUACUUUUUUCUGGUUCUCUUCGAAUGAACUUAGAUCCAUUUGAGAUGUACAAUGACUCAGACCUUUGGCAUGCUCUGGACUUGGCACAUCUUGGACUAUUUAUCCGUUCCCAGCCUCAGAAGUUAUUCCAUACAAUCUCUGAGGGUGGAGAUAACUUGAGUGUUGGCCAGCGACAGUUGGUAUGCCUGGCUCGAGCACUGCUGCGGAAGACUCAGAUAUUGAUCCUGGAUGAGGCCACAGCCGCCAUUGACUUGGAGACUGAUGACUUGAUACAGCAAACAAUACGUGAGGAGUUCAAGGAUUGUACAGUGCUCAUAAUAGCUCACAGGCUCAACACCAUCAUUGACUCUGACAGAGUUAUAGUGCUGGAUGAAGGAAAGGUGAAAGAAUUUGAUUCACCAUCAAAUCUUCUCAAACAGCCAACAUCAAUAUUUUAUGGACUGGCAAAGCAUGCUGGUCUUAUAUGAUAUUAUCUUGGCUAUGUCUUUUUAUGAAAUCGUCACCGCUGGAGUAACGAUAAGACACUCAUAUUGCUAUCAGAACUUAUACACAAGUGAAUUUACAAACUCAUUUGUUGUGCAAGCAGCACUGAAUUAUUUUUGUUGAUAAUUUGACGUCAUGCCCUCCAAAAUCAGCGGCACAGGAAUCUUCCCCUAGGAAAUUGUUGAGCUUUAGGACCUCAUAAAUGAGUUCUAGCCUAAACUAAACUACUACGUGCAAUUGUAUUGUUUUUCUCAAAAUUAGUGGAGGGGGCUUGAGUCUACAGAGCCCCCCUUUAUAUUCAUCCAUGAGACUAUUCGGAAGGUUAACUAAUUCCAAUUAGAUAAGAUUAUAGCUACAUAAAUGGGUCAUAAUGAAUCUUCUUUAGUACUCUCUUGUUCUUUGAAAAAAUUCCUAAAUUUGACAAUAAUGGUUUAAAAAAGUAUUUUGCUUGUAAUUUGAUUUUGAAAUUGUAGGUAGAUUAAAAAUCUACUUGUUGGAAUCAACCUAACAUCUGGCAGAACAUAUUGAAAAUGUGUUAAUAUCUACAGCUGUUAUAACCCUCUGACCCCAAAACUAACCCUUGCGACUACUUAAUCUCAAAAGACUAAAUUGUUGUAUAUAUAAUGGGCCAAAAUAAUUCAAAGUGAUGUAGUUUGAACUUGGUAUUAUAACUGAGCAUACUUAAAUAUGUCUAGAAUAAGUUGCAUCCAGCCUUUGUACAUAAACUCUAUGUUCAACCAUGAAACAUGUAGCAUCUUUAUUAUUAAUUUUGACAUUUGUAUAUAAUUAGCAAAAUAUAACUAGUUUUAUUUAUUA